AUGUCGUUUAGAUUGAGAGGGGAACAUCUUAAUUUAUUAAUCGACUUUGCAACGGGUCAUUUGUCUGUUUUAAAUGGAAAGGAGAAAUUUCGAGAAUUAUGGGAAGAGUUAGCAAACAGCCUAAAUUCACUUGGUUUUGGAAAUCGAACACUACAUAAUUGGCAAAGGAUUGCUAAUACGAGCAAUAUUGUAUCAAAUACAAAUAAUUCCCCAUCAACAUCACAAGUAAAGGAGGAAUGCCUGACAAACAUUCAUUGUAACGAUCAUGAUUAUUUGGCUUCUACAACGCCAGCUAAAAAGAGAAAACUUAGUGACAGAGCAGAUAACAUGAACUUUGUUUAUCAAGAUACUAUAAAGUCAUUAAAAAGUAUUGAAAAUACUGUUACCACUAGUAUACAAGGACUUGAAAACACAAUUGAUAGGAGGCUUGAAGCCCUAACAAAAACAGGAUUUGCCAAUAUAAAUGAUAUAUUAAAGAGUUUUUUUUGA
Messenger RNA from Psylliodes chrysocephalus, 489 nucleotides. The record is from the annotation of a GenBank genome assembly. NCBI's taxonomy places the organism in Eukaryota, Metazoa, Arthropoda, Insecta, Coleoptera, Chrysomelidae.